Messenger RNA from Hippopotamus amphibius kiboko, 321 nucleotides. Its product is annotated as protein kish-A-like. Gene Ontology annotation, biological process: protein secretion; intracellular transport. Bases 1 to 321 code for a protein of 106 amino acids. The record is from RefSeq and is a predicted model, not a curated record. The transcript is spliced from 2 exons. NCBI's taxonomy places the organism in Eukaryota, Metazoa, Chordata, Mammalia, Artiodactyla, Hippopotamidae.
AUGGCUGGGUCCAAGAGGCAGAAACUGGCCCAAGAGUGUAAAGAAGCAAGGAGUGGAUGUGGCUGGGGCUUCCCCGGCCUCCCUGUGUCUGCCAUUUUCAAUUUUCAGAGUCUGUUGACUGUAAUCUUGCUGCUUAUAGGUACCUGUGCUUAUAUUCCAUCCUUGGCACCCAGCCUCCUGGACAGAAAUAAAAGUGGGCUGUUGGGUGUAUGUUGGAAGUGUGCCAGAAUAGGUGAACAGAACUGUCCUUAUGUUGCAGUGCGCUGUAUUGUGAUGGCCUGCAGCACACUCCUCAUACAGGAGCUUGGGAAAAUGCCAUAA